Molecule: messenger RNA, 1123 nt
Organism: Prunus avium (sweet cherry)
Lineage: Eukaryota; Viridiplantae; Streptophyta; Magnoliopsida; Rosales; Rosaceae
Source: RefSeq, a predicted model, not a curated record
AUGGCCAGAGAAGGUCGUAAAAGGAAAUUGUUAAAUUUGAGCCCGGAGCUCCCAACCGAAAUCAUAUUCUCCCAUAUACUCCCACGGCUACCACCAAAGGAUCUGAUGAUGCAGUGCAGGUGCCAUUCCUCUAAUAAUAAUAAUAACAGGGUUCUAAUUCCAACACCCGUCGCCGAACUUUCAUACCUGAGUCGAUUUGAAGCUCUUCAACUUUAUAGAUAUGAUGGAGUGCAAAGCGUCCAUGGCUUGGUUUGUGCAUCCUCUAGUUAUGGUGGCCCAGUUUUCAUACUUAACCCUACCACUAGAGAGUCCAUUCAACUUCCCCAUGUCAAGCACAAUGCAGUAGUAGUUUAUCACUUUGGCUUCAGUCCACUUACCAAUGAGUAUAAGGUUCUCCAGCUCAUCAACUUUCGAAAAUCAAAUUUUCCGUUCAACGCAUUCACGCUAGGUCAGGAUUCUUCGUGGAGGCCAUUGCAGGUAGACCCUGCAGCGGGCAACGUUGACCUUCCUUUUAAAAUAUGGGAUGUGGCCGCAAUUACUGACAGUGUGUGCAUCAAUGGGGCCAUACACUGGAUCGAUAAGAGAGAAAAAGACAUUCUGGUAUUUGACGUUGAGAAGGAGAGCUUCAGCGUGGUGCCACUACCUGAAGAUUGUGCUCAAGGGUUUGUUGACUAUAAUGAAAAUUUUCCAAGCAUAAUUGAGGUGGGAGGAUGUGUGGCUGUGGAUAUUGCGAACCGGUGGGAAUAUGACAGGAUAAUUUUAUGGAUUUUGAAAGACUACCAAAACCUGGUGUGGGUUAAGGAGACUAUUACUUUUAGUGAGAUGCCGGAAAAAACAAUUUGCAGUGAAGUUUUGGGCACAAUCCACACAGGUGAGCUAGCGAUAAUGAUGGAAGUUGUCGACUCUCCACUCCAAUUAUAUCUUUAUAAUAUGAAGAGCAAACGACAUAGAAUAUUUGAUUUUGUUUGGCCUGGGUUUAAGGCAGAACCCUACGGAAGACCAUUACUUCAGUUACUUUAUAGCGAUAGCAUUGUCCCCUUAAAAUGAGAUGGAUAGAUAUAUAAUAUACAUGUGCCAAAAGUAUUUGCUCACAGAAACUCCGGUUGGAAAGUUGGCUUGAGCG